AUGUCAUCGGGGGAGGAGACCGAGUAUUUCGCCCCCUACGGAGCAACUACGGAAAGCAAGCAACAGCGACUCCAGAAGAAGCAGAAGCGCACCAGACAGCGCGUGGACGCCGGCGAGCCGCGCAACAACUACUCGAGUAUACCGCACUUCACCUCCCGGCCAUCCUUCCACGGCGGUGGUCUGUACGGUUCUAUCUUUGGUGGCAGUGGACCAACGCAUCAACAACAGCAGCAACAACAGCAACAACAGCCGCAGCAACAUCAUCAGUCGCAAGCACAACAGCAGCAACACCAACAGCAACAGCAACAACAACAGCUCCAGCAGCAACAAGCUGGAGCAGCAAGCAGUCAAGGUCAUUUAAAUACAGCUACGACGGGUCCUAGCACUCAGCAGCAUUCCGCCCACGCGGCUUUCGGCUUUUUCGGGGCACCGGGUUACGGCCCCGCCAAAAUGUUGAACGAGCUACUCGGACGACAGGUCAAACAGGCCAGUGACGCCGGUGGCUCACCGCCAGAGGGCGGCCACGGGAUGACUGGUGCCGGCAUGGACCCCGCUGCCAAUUUGCAAUCCGGUGCUGUAGUUAAUUGCGACGAUCCCGCCACCGCCGAGCUCACGCAGCACAUGCUUCGCGAUAUACUCCAAGGGCGCAAAAUCUCCGCGCUUUCGCUGCAGGAACAACCCAACAACAACAACAGUAUACACAGUAACAACAACAACACCACAGCGGAUCUACUUAAAUCUCAGCAACAACAUCAUCAGAGCCCUCAACAGCAUCAACAGCAGAAUAGUGAUAGUGCACGUAGUGGAACAGUGCAGAGUGGUGGAGAGGAGAGUGGUGAUGGAAAUAACGUCGUGAAUAACGCGAAUCACAGUGAUCGUGAUACGGUGAUGCCGGGCGACGCGGAGGACAGCGCCGAGGACGCAGCCGCAGCUGCACGUGCUAUGGAGGAAGCGUUCGCCGAAGCUGGUAUGGAGCCUGGAGCCAAUCUCGAUGGAUCCGAUUGCGAACAGAGUUUACCGCCCAGUCCUACGCAACCAAGGUCAGGGUCCGUUUCCGUCAAGGAGGAGAUACAGGACUCGUUGAAUAUCAAACGCAGUCCGAGUCACUCUCCUUGCCCGAUCGUACCCAAAACGGAGACCAGCUCGCCGACCACGGAAACGAAGCGCGCGCGUGUCGAGAAUAUCGUCAACACGAUGCGCAGCAGUCCAGCGCUUCAAACUGCCACGGUGAACGGUUGCAAGAAACGUAAACUCUACCAGCCGCAGCAGCAAACGGUGCAUCACGUUCUUCAGCACGUCACAAGUGUCAACGAUACCAUGAUGGACGACGAGGAAGAGAGUGAGGAGGAGGAGGAUCCCUCGGCCAUCAGGCAGAAACGCGAGGAAAAGGACAACCUUCAGACACAGCUGAAGAAGCUGCACGAACAAUUGGCCGUGAUGCAGCGAAAGUACAAUGAGCUUACGAGUAGAAUCGAUUCGGACGCGAGCGAGAGCAUCGGUGCUCCCCUAAGUCCUCAGCCACCGCUCAAACCACCGCAACCUCAUCCACCGCCGUACAACGGGCUCCCGGCCCUCCCGACCGAACACCCACACGCCGCGGCAGCCGCUAUGUAUCACAUGGGACAGAAACUCUACCUCGAACAGCAACAAGCUGCUCUCGAGAGGAUGAAGCAGCAUCAGGAGGCUGCUGUCAGGCAACAGCAGCAGCAGCAACAACAACAACAACAACAACAACAGCAGCAGCAGCAGCAACAUCAACGACAAAGUUCUCCGCCACCCCCUCCGAGUCAAGCGCAGCAACAGAGUCAAAGCAAUACCGGCCCGUCCACGCCGCAAACACCACAGAUGCAGUCAGCGAGCACGCCUCUUCAGCACAAAGAAUUCCAAGAAAGGAUAAACGUGUUCAGAGGCGCGGCGGCCGCGGCUAGCUCGUCCGGUCCCCAUAUAACCGACGAAGAUCUGCAAAGUUUGUCGGACACGUUGAAAGCGGAGAUCACCUCGUACUUGACGAAUCUGAUCGACAAGGUAGUGACAAGGUUCAUGCAACAGAGGAGGUAUCUUGGGAAACAGAGCGAGGCGGCGCAAGUCGCUGCCGAGCAAUUGAACAAGGAUCUUCUGUUGGCGAGCCAAAUACUCGAGAGAAAAUCACCGAGGACGAAAGUAGUAGACAGAGGAGCGCCACAACCACCCGGUGGCCCAAACGGGCCACGGGGGCCCCACAAUGGCGGGCCCCCACCUCCACAGUCUACGGGUUUCCCACAAAUCGGGUCCAUGGGUGGUGGGCCCCAUGGUCCUCAUUCUGGCCCCACGGAAAACAACCUUAAUCAAAUGAAUCAGCUGCCUUCACACGUGAGGUCCGGUAGCAGGAUGUUUCAGACGCCGAAACCCCCGACCAUGUACAGCAUGGCCUCUAUGCAGGCGCAACAACAACAACAGCAACAACAACAUCAGCAGCAACGCGAGCAUCAACAGAGAGAGCAGCAACAACGCGACCAAUAUUGUAACUUGAGGAACGACGAGAGAGAAAGCAGGGACUCGGAACAGAACGAGGCACUCUCGCUCGUUAUGACACCGAAGAAGAAACGUCAUAAGGUGACGGACACGAGGCUGACGCCGAGGACGGUAUCGAGAAUCCUGGCGCAGGAGGGUGGCGGCUCGCAAGGCGGCAGCGAGAGUCCACCGCCUCCACCACCACCGAGAUCGUAUCAUCCGCCACCGCCGAUGCUGCCAGUGUCCUUGCCAACCAGCGUAGCGAUACCGAACCCGAGUCUUCACGAAAGUCAAGUGUUCUCGCCGUAUUCGCCGUUCUUCAACCCUCACGCGGGUCAUCCGGGCCAAGUACCACCACCGGGGCCGCAUCACUUGCCAGCAAGUCCUCCUGGUGGAGGUGUAGACGUCAGGGACUCGCCUCCACUGCCCCACCCGCCAUCCAUAUUGCAUCCUGCCUUAUUGGCGGCUGCCCAGCAUGGCAGUCCAGACUACGGACAUCUCAGGAUGGACAGCAACGAGCGGCCCAACGACUGUAACUCCGACGACAUCAGCUACGACGGGAUUCAGCCUACAAUAUCCUUUUCUAAUACAACUAUUUCCUUAACCACGGUGAACUCGUCGAUGCUGACGCCGAUACACCUGAGGAAGGCGAAGCUGAUGUUCUUCUGGGUUAGGUACCCGUCCUCGUCCAUCCUCAAGAUGUACUUCCCCGACAUCAGGUUCAAUAAGAACAACACCGCGCAACUGGUCAAGUGGUUCUCCAACUUCCGUUCCCUGAGACUAUAGCUCCUUUUCCAAAUCAAAACUACAUAAUUUGUACCACAAGUGCAACCCAAUACUACGAAACAAAAGAGUUCCUUUCAAUCCUCAAAAUUUCUGCA
Messenger RNA from Heterotrigona itama, 3371 nucleotides. NCBI's taxonomy places the organism in Eukaryota, Metazoa, Arthropoda, Insecta, Hymenoptera, Apidae. The record is from the annotation of a GenBank genome assembly.